Myxocyprinus asiaticus (Chinese sucker) is the source of this 1473-nucleotide messenger RNA. RefSeq names its product protein cereblon-like. Lineage: Eukaryota; Metazoa; Chordata; Actinopteri; Cypriniformes; Catostomidae. The transcript is spliced from 11 exons. Gene Ontology annotation, cellular component: Cul4A-RING E3 ubiquitin ligase complex. The record is from RefSeq and is a predicted model, not a curated record. Bases 28 to 1371 code for a protein of 447 amino acids. Gene Ontology annotation, biological process: protein ubiquitination.
UUGAGAGUGGAUUGUAAACAAACGGCUAUGGCUGCUGAGAGGGGCGGAGGCGACAACAAUAUUAACGACGAAAUGGGGAACCAACUACAGCUCCUGCCAGAAAAUGAAGAGGAGGAGGAGGAGGAUGACAUGGAGAUGGAGGAUCGAGAUGGUGAGGAUGCAGAAAAGCCAACUAUUAUAAACUUUGACACGAGUCUGCCAACGUCACAUGCUUAUCUGGGCUCAGACAUGGAGGAGUUUCACGGCCGCACUCUGCACGACGAAGAAAGUGUGCAGAAUCUGCCUGUUCUUCCCCACGUUGCUCUUAUACUGAUCCCAGGUCAAACACUGCCCUUGCAACUUUUCCGACCACAGGAGGUCAGCAUGUUCCGCACGCUCAUAAGCCAAGAUCGCACAUUUGCAGUGCUUGCACACAGUCCUGAUGACAGUGGAGGAGAGAUAAAGGCAGAGUUUGGGACGACUGCAGAGAUCUAUGCAUUUCGUGAGGAACAGGAGUACGGCAUAGAGACAGUGAAGAUAAAAGCCAUUGGUCGGCAACGCUUCAGAGUACACGAUAUACGCACACAAGCAGAUGGGAUUCGCCAGGCAAAAGUGCAAAUUUUACCUGAGAGGAUUCUGCCAGACCCUUUAAGUGGACUGCAAUCCCAGCCACGCUUACACACACACAUGCCACAGACCAGACACUCACAAACAACAACACCACAGGUCCGGUGCAGCCAGACCUAUAGACAGAAGCAGCUCCAUUGUGCUAGUAUGACCUCAUGGCCUCCCUGGGUGUAUGCCCUUUAUGACUCUAAAACUCUAAUGAGCAGAGUAAAGAAACAACUCCACGAAUGGGAUGAAAACCUGAAAGAUGAGUCCCUUCCCACAAAUCCCACAGAUUUCUCAUACAGGGUGGCUGCAUGCCUGCCAAUAGAUGAUGCUUUAAGAUUGCAGCUACUGAAGAUCAGCAGUGCCAUUCAGAGACUUCGCUGUGAGUUGGACAUUAUGGACAGGUGCACCUCCCUGUGCUGCAAACAGUGUCAGGAUACAGAGAUAACCAGCAAGAAUGAAAUCUUCAGUCUGUCUCUGUAUGGGCCAAUGGCAGCAUAUGUGAAUCCCCAUGGAUAUGUUCAUGAGACACUUACGGUCUACAAGGCCAACAAUCUCAACCUGAUCGGACGACCUUCCACACUGCAUAGUUGGUUUCCAGGGUAUGCAUGGACAAUUGCUCAGUGCAGAACCUGUGGUUCUCAUAUGGGCUGGAAGUUCUCAGCAGUAAAGAAGGAUCUGAGUCCGCCUCGUUUCUGGGGGUUGACUCGUUCUGCCCUGCUACCAACAAUCCCACAAGGCGAGGAGGGUGUCGAGGGGUCACGCUUACUGUGCCUGUGACAUAAUCUGUGGAUUGUCUGUGACCUUUUAACCCUACUGCCCACAAACACAAGCAUAUAUGCUCCCCUGGGGGUUUCUUCUAUCACCCCUAAAAACAUUUGA